UGACUUGAAACAUCGACGUGACAUGUUAGCAGCCACGAAGACAAUUCAAUACAAUGUGGCUGAUUGGGUGCAUGUGAUUACUUGGCCAUGGUUCCUACUAUAUUUGAAUACGGUGCCGUUAGUGCGCGCAAGCAAAUUGGAAGAAACCAUGGAACAGUUACGCACCGACAUUGAUCAAUUUGAGAAUACACUUGCUGGUAAAAAGAAUGAACGCAAUCAAUUGGAAUUGCAGUUGGAGAAGAUUAACGCCGAAAAGAAUCAAGUCUUGGCUGAGAUUAAGAGUUCACGAUCUGAGAAUACUGAAGCCGAGGAUCAAAUCGAUCGUUUGACUGCCGAAAAAGAGACAAUGGAAAAGGAACUGGUUGAAGUUGAGGCGAAACUUGAUGCCGAACAGAAGAAGACCGCACAAGAGAAUGAAGCAGUGAAGAAACUAGCACAAACCAUCGACACGAUGCGAAAGAGUGCACAGGACUUCGAGAUGAAUAAACGUAAAACGACUGCGGAUAAGAUGGCAAGAGAUAAUCAGAUUCGAUCGUUGAAAGAUGAGAUCGCACAACAGGAACAAGCAAUCGCAAAACUCAAUAAAGAGCGUCAACUACAAAACGAAGAAGCCAAACGUCUCGCCGAGGAAAUAUCGGCUCAAGAAGAACGCACAGGCCAAGGUAACAAAACUAAAUCACGACUUGAGGAAACACUUCGGGAACUGGAAGAUGAAUUGGAAAGAGAGAAACGCAAUCGUACAGAUGCAGAUAAAGCGAAGCGCAAAGCCGAAGGUGAAGUACGCAUAGCGCACGAGAGUUUAGAGGAGUUGGACAGUCAAAAGCGCGAUGUGGAUGCGCAAAUAAGGAAGAAAGAGGUGCAGCUGCACGAGAGCGGUAUCAAGUUGGACGAUCAACAGGCGCUUUACGUACGGCUUACGAAACAGAUGAAAGACGAACAAGGACGUGCGAGUGCA
Messenger RNA from Anisakis simplex (herring worm), 955 nucleotides. The record is from the annotation of a GenBank genome assembly. Lineage: Eukaryota; Metazoa; Nematoda; Chromadorea; Rhabditida; Anisakidae.